Messenger RNA from Closterium sp. NIES-67, 2688 nucleotides. The record is from the annotation of a GenBank genome assembly. NCBI's taxonomy places the organism in Eukaryota, Viridiplantae, Streptophyta, Zygnematophyceae, Desmidiales, Closteriaceae.
CAUGCUCGUACACUCACUAAGAGGCUCGAAUAGCUCGAUGCAUCCUACAGUCACAGUUCCCGCGUAUUUACUGCUCGAUCGCGUGUGUCGUCGUGUCAUCGCGACAUAUCUGUGAGCUUGCUCGUGUGCCAGUACUACUCGUGAAGGUCACCUUACAUGAGUACUCCAGUCCAGGUUGACUCGUGAGCUCUAUCUGUGUGAUCGUUCCUCCUUCCGUUCUAGACUCUGACGCGAGUGCAAAUUUACGAAACCGACCCAACCAUACGACGAUUUACGGAGAGCGAGUCAAUUGUACGGAGCCAUGGGGCCGUCGGCCAUGCACCCUCAACUGCACGGCGUCACCCUUCCGCGCGCGUCGCUACUGCCUGCUUCCGCGCACUUGCUCGGUUCGGCCCAGAUCGACUCUAGGAUCGAUCCCAGGUUCGGUUCGGGCCAAACCGACCCCAGGAUCGCUUCAGCCUCGCUCCAGGCGGCGACCCUCCAGUCGCCCAGCGACGGCGCCUCGUCGCAACGCGAUGUCGAGAUGCGAGAGUUGUUUCGAGAGUACUCCAGCGUGGUGACUUCUAGCGACACAGCGGCCACUGUAAAGUCGAGGCUCGCAGCGAUCUCGGCGUAUGCAACGGCGCAGGGCUUCACAGGGGCCAUGGCCCUUUCCAGUCUCCACAGAUUGCGUCAAUCAUUGAGUGACCAGCUCAACCCUUUAGGGGGGAGGGCUUUUCGUGUGUUCUACAAGUUUGUAUUCUUCAUGUGCCGGGAGCAGGGGCAGAAGAGCGUGGAUGUGGCAACGGCCGUGCAGGCAUGGAGAAUCGCCCUCGCGGCAGUCUUUCCGCUUGUGGACUCCUGGUGUGACUUUGUGCCGUUGCACCAGCGCUAUGCCAUAUCAGAGGACACGUGGCAGCAGGUGCUGGAGUUCAGCUGCACCGUUGGCACUGACCUCAGCAUGUAUGACUCGGAUGGAGCAUGGCCCGUGCUAAUCGAUGAGUUUGUAGAGUGCUACUCCAGGAGGGAGCAUCUGGGGCUGUCCUGUGAUGUGUGCGGCCGUCGCCCCUCGGUCCUCCUGCGCUCGCCCUCGAACCAUGCAUUCCGCCAGCACUACAUGGCCACCAGCACCCUCAGCUCUCUUAACGAUCCUAGAUGGCUUACAGGCAAUAGCGGAGCCACCACAGCCACCACUGGUGCUACCACUGGUGCCACCACUGGUUUGGCUGAUGCAGAUAUGGCAGAGGACCCUUCAUCCUCGAUACAAGCCAUCUCUACACCAUCCGCCUUGUUAUCAGCGCUCUCAGUACAAGCCGGUUCCAUUCUAGCUCCAUCGAUUCCUGGAGCAGCAGCAGGAGGUUUCACCAGCCGUUAUGGGGGAGAAAUCUGCAGGGGCAGCGGCAGCACCAGCACUUGUGACAACAGCAACAACAACAGCAUUAGCAUCAGCAACAGCAUCAGCAACAGCACUGGCACCAGCUUGCACCUUUCUCAAGAUGGAAUGAAUCUGCGUCCCUCGUGUCCUAUCACUAUUCCGCUGCCCCCAACUCACAGAUCGGGACCCUUCUCCCCCACUAGUGGAGGUGCAGGGAGGGGAGGAGGAGAGGGCAGAGUAGGGGCAACGAGAAGGGGGAUCGGGGCAGGAGCAGGGGCAAUAGGACGGGGCAUUGGAGGGGGGAUUGGGGCAGGUGGGGUGGGGGUUUUAGGGCAUGGAGGAGGGGCUUUAGGUCAGCCAGUGGGGGUUCUAGGGCAGGCAGUGGGGGCCCUAGGGCAAGGAGUGGGGGUUUUAGGUCAGGGAGGAGGGGGAGAGAGGGUGAAGCGGUGUUGGCGGAAUGUGAGGGAGGAGACGGAGCAGAGGGAGAGGAUCGAGUCGAUAUCGGUGAAGAUGGCGGGGCUCAGUCCCCCGAAUGGUGACUUUAAAAGGCAACGCGUGUGCCAAUGGUGACUGGGAGCAGAGGGAGACCAGGGAAUUAGAGGGUGAAGCGGUGUUGGGGGGAUGUGGGGGAGGAGACGGAGCUGAGGGAGCGGAUUGUGUCGAUAUUGGUGAAAAUGGCGGGGCUCAGUCCCCCGAAUGGCGUCUGCAAGAGGCAGUGCAUGUGCCAGUGGUGACUGGAAGCAGAGGGAAAGGGGGGAGUUAGAGGGUGAAGCGGUGUUGGGGGGAUGUGAGGGAGGAGGCGGAUCAGCGUGAGAGGAUCGAGUCAGUAUCGGUGAAAAUGGAGGGGCUCAGUCCCCCGAAUGGCCCAGUGGUGACUGAAGAAGACAUUGUGGUGAGCUGAGGGGGUGAAGCGUGGAGGAGGGGAUGAAGCGCGGAGGAGGGGAUGAAGCGUGGAGGAGGGGAUGAAGCGUGGAGGAGGGGAUGAAGCGCUGAGCUGAGGGGGGGCAUAGAAGGGGAUGGGGAUUGACUUGAUAUCGGUCGAGAUGUAGGGGUCAGGUCCCCCGAACAGUCACUGUUAUAGCCUAGAAUUGGAUCACUGAUGACUGCAGUGAUCACUUUGAACUGCCUCGAAUUUGCUGGUACCGUACCGUACAAUGGUCAGAUGCCUUUGGACUUCAUGAAAAUUGCUCGCUGUUUAAAGCCAGGGACCCAAGUUUACCAACUGUAAAACAGUUGGUUGGGACUAAAACUUCUGAUUGGCCGGCGAGCUGUAGGCACCAGUGAAAUCGCCUGCGAGUGUUGCAAUUCACGCACCCUCGCGACACAAAACCUGG